AUGAGGAACAUUCUAUUCGAUGACGGUGAAGACGAAACCAGCACCCAGAAAGGUUAUACGGCGAGUACGAAGCCGAAGCAGGUUCCCGGAUGCAAUAUUUUAUCGUUCAUGGAAGAGUUUUUAAAAGUAGAGUAUGGGAAUGACUCCAAGCACUCCAAGCAAUUCAUAUUCAAUAUCUCAGAGAAUAGACUUCUUCUGGGAGCAGAAAGUGCUUUGCCGAAAGAAUUCAGUGAUACCGGGGAUAAAUUACUUUCGAAUGAGCAAGCUUACUUGGAAAUAGAAGAAUUUUUGGGAAAGUUACAGCACGUCUCGGAAAUGGGACGGUCAUCUGGUACCAAAAAUGAAUACCUAUUGCAGAUUACUUCAGAAGUAGAAGACUGUUUAAAAAGUAAGUAUAAGUACAACCCAAGCCCAUUGUUCUAUCCCUCGCGGAAUGAUACAAACCUCAAAAAAUAUAACAGGAUUCAAUUGAUUGACAGUUUGGGUAAGAUGACUAAGGAUACAUACUGUAAUGGGGAGUAUGGACCAGUAAGAAACUUAGAAAAUCCUUCUUUAGCAAGUGCUCAAGUUUGUCCCGGCUCAACGAAUUUGAAUAGACUUCAUGUCGACCAUUUUGAAACGUUCACUGUUCAUUUUCGUGGAGUCAAGAACAACAUGUUAGAAUUGGAUAGAAGAGAGCGAAAGGUAUUCUUGAGCCAGCUUCCUUUGAAGGACCUAGGAACAUUCCAGCAAGCACUCCUGCAAAGAAUGUGCCAGCUCAAACUUGGAAAUGAAUUUUCUUCAGUUCAGUACCAGCUUUACACGAAAAUAUUUGAUGAUGUAGGUGAAGAAAGAGAUGCUAGGAAUGAGGCAAGUUCUGGCCUUGAGGUUUUCAAACAGCCACUAAGAGCCAUUUGUUCCAGAAUCAGCUGGAUUGGUAGCACAUUGGCAUAUAAUUAG
Messenger RNA from Suhomyces tanzawaensis NRRL Y-17324, 939 nucleotides. RefSeq lists its product as uncharacterized. Bases 1 to 939 code for a protein of 312 amino acids. NCBI's taxonomy places the organism in Eukaryota, Fungi, Ascomycota, Pichiomycetes, Serinales, Debaryomycetaceae. The record is from RefSeq and is a predicted model, not a curated record. The transcript has a single exon.